Molecule: messenger RNA, 660 nt
Organism: Adineta ricciae
Lineage: Eukaryota; Metazoa; Rotifera; Eurotatoria; Adinetida; Adinetidae
Source: the annotation of a GenBank genome assembly
AUGAUUACGCCUAACUUUUUUUUCUUGUCGAUAGGCACGUUUUUGACAUGUCGAACGAGCGAGAUUAAAGCUCGUCAGGUUACUUUUGAGCCACGUCAUACUACAGCUGAGCCAGUGAAUAUCGGGUCUGCUAUUUCUGACGGAGGUUCAUAUGAUGAUACAAUGCUGAUUUUGGGUCGCGUGGUUAAGUUGAAUCCUAUGGUAUCUAUCAUGAAGUACGAUAAUUCUACUCAACAACGUGUGCAAAAGGUUUAUUGGAGUGCUGUCGUUGCUGAUACAUCUGCUGCAGUCAUGAUCGUAGUAUGGGAAGAUAUUGCUUAUGCAUGCUCGUUAGAGAAAAUACCCAGACAAUAUCCCAGGACUCCUGUUUUCGCGAUGGAAAAGGAGCACCGGCGUGCAUAUACCAAUACUCGAUUUCUGCUGGGCUUUGCAGCUACGGAAAUUCACCGCGAAGUAACCACUGUUUACGAACGUGAUAAUGUAUCAUUCAACACUGAUGCACUUUGGGUUCGUCGCUUCUCAAACGGGCGAGACUCGGUCGAAGAUGAUCUACGAGGCGGUCGACCCGUAUCCGUCGUCACCACAAAGAACAUUCGCGCUGUCGAACAGCUGGUGAACGAAGAUCCACAUUUUGUAGUAUUCUCUCGCAUAAACCAUUAG